UUAUUUUGUUUUAUUUUGCUUGUAACUCUUUGUGAUUAAUUGUUUUCCCAUAAUAACACUCAUCUUCAAUCGUUGGCCAUCUGUUUGGGAAUGUUCCUAUGAAAGUUCGAGGUUAAUGGUUCAUUUAUCAUGAUCAAAAUACGUCAAUUCGAUUGUUCUAGUCUUGUCUUUUUGCCCAAUAACACACUCUUUACACAUUUUGGGAAAGUAUAAAAAAGCAGAGAAGCGUUCAAUCGAACCGUCAGAAAGCUUUGCCAUUGAAAGUGAUAUCAUCUUUCGACUAACGUUAUACUUUUGUUCGUCAUUUGAUCUUAUUGAAAAAUCAAUAAAACUCCAAAAUGAAAGUCUUUAUUGUAUCAAUCGUACUCUCUUAUGCUUGCUUUUCAACCGCCUCUCCAUUGUUAGGAGGACUUCUUGGUGGUGGUUCCUCAUCUUGUAGUGCCGGAUCAGGAGGUCUUGGCAGUGCUCUUGGUGGUGUUACUGGAACCAUUGGUGGAUUGACUGGUUCCCUUGGUGGCGUUACUGGAUCUCUCGGUGGUAUUACUAAUGCUGUUGGUGGUGUUACUGGUUCCUUGAGCGGAAUCACUAGUGGUGUUACUGGUUCCAUUGGUGGUAUUACUAAAUCUGUUGGUGGUGUUACUGGCUCUUUGGGCGGAAUUACUAGUGGUGUUACUGGUUCUCUCGGUGGAAUCACUGGUGGUGUCUCUAACUUGGCUCAAUCUGGAAUCGGUAGCGCACUUGGUGCAGCUUCUAGUCUUUCCUCAGUUGGAUCUGGUUUGAAAGAAUCAGUUAUGAACAAGGCUAAGAAUAUUGCUUCUUCAGCAUUGGAAACUGCCAGCUCCACUGCAUCGUCUGCUAUCAACUCUGCCUCUCAACUCCAGUCAGCUCAAUCUCGAUCUUCAAAUCAAUAUUCAGCUGAAAACCAAUCAUCAGAAAGAAACUAUGAAAACUAUCAAGCUCAACAACAACAAGCUAACCAGCAAUAUCAAGCAGCUUCAUCCAACCAAAACUUCCAAGCUUCAAGCUAUGGUAGCUCCAACGGAGGAUCAAGUGGUUACUCUUACAAUGCUUAAAUAAAUGUUUUAGAUGAUUUUGUGAUUAAAUAAAAUUUUACUUUAUUGACUAACAAUUUAAAUUGAAAAUGAUUGUAAAGUAAAAUUACUUGGUCACCUAAUUACUCUAUGGUUGCAUGUAACAUUCAUUCUCAUGUAAUUUGUGUUAGUCGUUGAACGAUUGUAACGGGUUUGCCAACAUUUAAUGUACUGAUUCAAUAAACUGUUUAUGAAAUUAUCA
Molecule: messenger RNA, 1293 nt
Organism: Tetranychus urticae (two-spotted spider mite)
Lineage: Eukaryota; Metazoa; Arthropoda; Arachnida; Trombidiformes; Tetranychidae
Source: RefSeq, a predicted model, not a curated record